AUGGCGGCUCUCGAUCUAAACCCUCAAAACGACAACAAAGAGAACGUCUCGCCCUCGGAGAUGACCACUACUUCUGUCAAGCCUCUGGAUUCUUCCUCAUCCAUCAUUGAUAAGGAGAAAACCCAAAUCAGAAUAAUCAGGAGAAAGCGAUCUAGAAGACAGCCUCUUAAAGACAUCACCAAUCUCUUUGUCUCAUCGUCAUCAUCAACAUUGUCCUCUUCCUUUCUGAUUCGCCACUUCCCCUCUUCUCCGACUCUAUCAGUUGAUCCCAAAUGCAUGAAGAGAAGAUCUGUUGCUGCUCUCAAGGCUUCUUCUACAUUCUCUUGUAGAAAUUUCAGAUGAGAUUAUAUCAUCUUAGUAUUGGGUUCUUUUCUAGUUUCUGGAAUUAUGUAUCAGUUUUUAGUUAAGGGUAUUCUAUCAAUACCCUGUCAUUAGCUUUCAUGUACUCAAACACACGAGAUAUGUUUCCCAUGAGUAUACUGGUUUCUCAAUUAUUAAGAUUCUUGCGGUAUUUCUGUCCAGCGUCAGUAUAAUUACGCUCCUAACUUCAACGUAUGUAACUGUGAACGUUCGAAUUGUGAUCUGGUCUUUUCUGACUAGCUCUUGGUUUUAAAAUGCACUAGCCAGGAAUAUUUGAGAUAGUAGCUACUGCAAUUUUUCCCCAUCUGAGAAGUGAAUCGAAGUUGUCUUUCUGUUAAAUGAUAACUGAUACUAUGUCCUGGGGUUUAGAAAAAAAAACCUGUGUCAUGGAGUUAGAUUGUAAAGUAUGUGUACGUACACUGAUAAGUGAUAACGGUGUCAUGAAUUUUUUUUAGAGCAUCCCCACCUUAUUUUUGAGAUUCACCAAAUGCAGUUUUAAAUUCUUUGCAUUUUGUAUUGAAGUCCAUAUUUAUUAAAUUAAGCUGGACCAUAAUUUUUCGUUAUAAACAACUUAAAAACAUACACUAAAUAAUUACAAGCAAUAUUGAUUGUAAGAGUAACAUUAUUGAACAGCAUCUCAAAAUAAGUAUCUCACAGCUUUUCUAUUAAUUUUAUAUUGUAAUUUUAUUAGAAUGUUAAUUUUUAUUUCAUUUAGUUAACUUGGCCAUUUGGCAUGAGAGAGCAUCUGAUAGGCUCGGGGCAGAGAUACUUUUGCCUUUCAUCUCUCCAGUUUUCUCUUCUUUUAGUCCUUGGUAGUUGUGAGAUACUUUUCCUCGUACUACCGAUGGAACUGCUCUAAUGCAGUCUUCAUUUUUGUAAUAUUUAUAUGUUCAUGCAAUUUUAUUUCUGUAUGUUACUUUAUGUUGUAUG
This is a messenger RNA of Raphanus sativus (radish), 1290 nucleotides long. RefSeq lists its product as uncharacterized. Bases 1 to 342 code for a protein of 113 amino acids. NCBI's taxonomy places the organism in Eukaryota, Viridiplantae, Streptophyta, Magnoliopsida, Brassicales, Brassicaceae. The transcript has a single exon. The record is from RefSeq and is a predicted model, not a curated record.